GCGUAACGACUUAAAUUUGGGUAUUUAGUUUUUUUGAAAUUUCCCAAAUAAUAGGACGCGAUCCUGUAAGUUUUUUUUGUGUAAAUGUCUACAAACGACGUGUUUUUGAGUAAGACAUUAUCAUGGCUUCUGAGACACUCUGCAGCCACCGAAGGCCUAAGUCUAACCCCUGAGGGCUUCGCCCCCGUUUCGGAAGUCCUAAACCAUCGCCAACUGCGUGGUAAAUUCACAGUGGAGGACAUCCAACGCAUUGUUGAAAGCAACAACAAACAACGAUUUUUCCUACGACAAAACGGUGCUAUUUUGGAAAUAAGAGCCAAUCAAGGCCACUCGAUGCAAGUGACUGAGUUAGAGUUGGCGUCUUAUUUGAAUGAUCCAAAUGUGGAUGUUGUUCAUGGAACGUUUUUUCGAAAUUUGGAUGCUAUAAAGAGAAUAGGUUUGAGUCGCAUGUCCAGAAAUCACAUUCAUUUCACUCGGGACUUGGCUCUGAUUCGAAAAAACGUCCAAGUUUUAAUUUACAUUGAUGUUGCAAAGGCGUUGAGUGACGGUAUCAAGUUUUACAUGUCGUCAAAUGGUGUUAUUUUAAGUCCCGGCAACGAAAAGGGUAUUUUGGAACCCAAAUACUUCUGGAAAAUUGUGAAAAGAUAACUGCAAUAAAUUUUAAUUAAAGUU
Messenger RNA from Tribolium castaneum (red flour beetle), 672 nucleotides. RefSeq names its product tRNA 2'-phosphotransferase (gene Tpt). Gene Ontology annotation, biological process: tRNA splicing, via endonucleolytic cleavage and ligation. Gene Ontology annotation, molecular function: tRNA 2'-phosphotransferase activity. The transcript has a single exon. The record is from RefSeq and is a predicted model, not a curated record. NCBI's taxonomy places the organism in Eukaryota, Metazoa, Arthropoda, Insecta, Coleoptera, Tenebrionidae. The coding region runs from base 85 to 648 and encodes 187 amino acids.